AUGGAGAAGGAGCCACAAGCCCCUUCCCCUAUAAAGGCGAUUCCACUUCGCCACAUACCACCUCAAAGCCACCUCUUGAGCGAACAAGAGAUGUCAAGCCCUCAAGCACCACCACCUUCAUGGGAUAGUCCUCCAAAACUAUCCUCUUUGAAGACCAAGAAGAAACUUCUUCCUUACCUUGAAGCAGCCGACCUGGAGACGUCUAGCCAAGCCGCAUCACACAAGAAGAACACCUUCUAG
This is a messenger RNA of Microthlaspi erraticum, 240 nucleotides long. NCBI's taxonomy places the organism in Eukaryota, Viridiplantae, Streptophyta, Magnoliopsida, Brassicales, Brassicaceae. The record is from the annotation of a GenBank genome assembly.